Messenger RNA from Dibothriocephalus latus, 486 nucleotides. Lineage: Eukaryota; Metazoa; Platyhelminthes; Cestoda; Diphyllobothriidea; Diphyllobothriidae. The record is from the annotation of a GenBank genome assembly.
AUGAUUAAGCAACAACAGCCCAACUGUGAGCUCCUACUGAGCAACUUCAUCUCCACCUACCACAGCCAAUUUAGCCGGCAAUGUCGCGUUGCAGACUACGGAUUCUCCCGCCUGCUGGAUGUCAUCGACUCGCUGAACAGCGUCGUGCAUAUAGUCGGUAGUGGACCCUUGAGGACACUCAUGCUCACACAUGGUAUUCAACUGCGGCGGUUCACCCACGAUGUCCUGCGGGUUUUGAAGAGUGAGCCGAAGAAGAGCUGUCCCGUGUCGCAUUUUGCCACUCUGUAUGAGCAGGUCUUUCGAAAGGAGUUCAUUGCCUCCAACUAUGGCGUCUGCGACCUGAAUGAUCUUCUGAAUGACAUGCCGGAGAAUGUUAUAACUGUGGACAGAACAAGCAACAUGAAGCAACCCGACUUCUCAGAGCCAGGCCUGCUUGAUGUAAAUAAGUUGAACGGCCAUCGAGAACACUGGAUCCAGCACUCCUAA